Molecule: messenger RNA, 4723 nt
Organism: Anas platyrhynchos (mallard)
Lineage: Eukaryota; Metazoa; Chordata; Aves; Anseriformes; Anatidae
Gene: KCTD1
Product: potassium channel tetramerization domain containing 1
Biological process (GO): negative regulation of DNA-templated transcription; protein homooligomerization
Cellular component (GO): nucleus
Molecular function (GO): transcription factor binding; transcription corepressor activity
Source: RefSeq, a predicted model, not a curated record
UCUGCUCCCCGCCGCCGCCGCUGGGAGCGCGCUCCCUUUAAGAGCCCGGCUUUGCCUCCCGGUAGCUGAAGGUCAUUAAAACACAAAAGCGCUCCGGCGCUGCGGUCCAAUAUAGCGCAUGCGCCCAGCCCGAGGACUGGCAGGGAGACGGCAAUAUGGCGAGAAUGCCUGGCAGCGGCGGCGGCGGCGGCGACUGGAGCGGCGGAGGCGGCGGAGGGGGCGCUGGGGACAAGGCGGGGGAGCGGCCGCCGGGCCGUGUCCGCGGCGCCCCCCGGCCGCCCCGCUACUGCAGCGCCGGCGAGGAGGAGGAGGAGGGCGAGGAGGAGGAUGAGAUCCGGGAGGUGCAGAUAACGGGGGACGAGGAGGAGGAGGAGGAGGAGGAGGAGGAGGAGGACGGAGCCGAUGGGGGGCUGCUGCUGGACGAGGAGGAGGAGGAGGAGGAGGAAGAGGAGAUGGGUCUGGAGUGGGACGGCGAGGAGGAGCCCGAGCCGCUGCCCCCCGCCCCGGGCCGGACCGAGCGCGGCUGCGGCGGCGGCGGCGUCGGGGCGGCCCCGGGGGGAGCCGCGGGCGCUGCCCCGGGGGGCGUCGCGGGCGGCGGCGUCGCGGGCGGCGGCGGCGGCGGCGGCGGCGUCGGGGUCGCGGGGGCGCCGUCGGAGGACGCGGAGCUGGAGGCGGCCCUGCUGCUGCAGCGGCCCGAGCGGGCGCGGCUGAGCGAGAACACGCGGCUGGCCACCCGCUACGCCGUGCGCAUCUUCCGCGAGUACCUGAGCGAGAAGGCGCAGAGCCCCGACUUCGAGACCAUGGACAAAGGGGCGCUGUGCCGGGUGCUGCGCUCCUUCUACGCCGAGGCGCGCUCCAAGAGCGGGCAGCUCUACUCCAAGUCGUCGCUCAUCAGCAUCCGCAGCUCCCUCAACCGCUACCUCAACGAGCCGCCCUACUGCCGCACCCUCGACCUCACCAAGGACCCCGAGCUGCGCGCCGCCAACCUGACGCUGGCGGCCGUCAUCCGCAAGCUGGAGGAGCAGGGCGCCGGGCCGGUGGUGCAGAAGCAGGCCAUCACCCGCGCCGACCUGCGCAAGCUCUACACCUGCAGCGUCUUCAGCACGCAGAGCCCCUUCGGGCUCCUCAACAAGGUCUGGUUCGAGACCUGCAUGUACUUCUGCACGCGGGGCCGGGAGAACCAGCGGGAGCUGGAGGAGGACUCCUUCGGGCUGGCGGUGGACGAGGACGGCCGCAAGUUCGUCUACUUCAAGGCUCUGGGGCCCUACCACAAGUCGCGCUCGUCCUCCUGGAGCAAGAAGCGGGCGGAGAGCAGCGACGAGGAGAACCUGCCCCGCAUGUACGAGACCGGCACCGAGUUCUGCCCCUACGCCAGCUUCGUCAAGUACCUCUCCAAGCGCAACCCCCUCUGCAAGGCCUUCUUCCAGCGCCCGCGGGACCACUGCAGCGAGGGCGACAUCACCUGGUACGAGAACAAGGCCAUCGGCAAGAACCUGCUGGGCACCCGCAUGCAGAUGCUCUCCAAGGCGGCCAAGCUCUCCAAGACCUACACCAACCACUGCAUCGGCGCCGUCUCCAUCGCCACCCUCAACAGCAUCGCCGGCAUCGGCACCAAGCUGGGGGGGCCGCCGCCACCGCCGCACCACCACCACCCCCCUCCCCACCACCACCACCACCACCACCACCACCUCCUCCACCACCCCGCCGGCGGGGGCUGCUACACCCCCGCCGCCCUCAACGGCGGGCCGCGGCCCCGGCCGCCCGCCGCCAACCCCUACGUGCUGCCCAAAGACGGCGACGCCGCGCCGGUGAAGGCGGAAGCGGCCGCGGUGGCCCCGGCCAAGCGUGCCCUCUACGAGGCGGUGUUCCCGGCGGGGGCCGCGGCCGGCGGCGACGCUUGCGGGCCCUCAGCCUCCCCCAAAAGACUCUGCCGCCGCCCCGCCGAGCCCCUGGACGCCGCCGCGCCCGCCGUGGUGGUGGUCUCAGUGAAACACGACCCCCUGCCUCACCUCCUCCCCGAAGCCAAUGGGCACAGAAGCACCACCUCACCCACAGUAGUUUCACCUGCUCUUGUUUCCCCCACACAGGCUGAUAAUUUCAAUGAGAGUUACAAGAGGAGAGAGAGACUUCCAGCCAGCCCUGGAAAUGCACGGGAUCAUUUCAGAGCCGAGCAAACUCUCCUCAUUGCAGUCUGCGUUCACCAAGACUCCCAAAAACCCUGUUGCUUCAGUAAGUUCAGUCUUUACCAUUUCCUUGCACUGUCCUCUCGGUGGUCUCAGUCCAUCUGGCAGGUUUUCAGCAGAUCCUCGUUUUCUGAGCGGUGGCAUCGUUGCGUUGAUAGCUCAGCGUUGGGAGGGGAAGUGGGCGGGAGGGAGGAGGAGAGCCCCAUGACAGCAGAGGGCUCCUGAAAGCCGGUCCUUUCUGCCUAUAGUGUUGCAUUGCAUCAAUUCUGGAGUGAGGGAUGUAUAAUUUAGGAUUGCAAUUUUCCACUGUAUUUCUAAUUCUGCACCAGCUUGAACUGUAACUGUCAAACGCAGUUGUGUUUACAUCUUCGUUGUAAAUUAGAUAAUUAUGAAGGUAUGGUUUUAAAGCCCUUUUGUGCCUCUUUUCUGCAGUGAGGUGAUAGAUGAAGCUAUCUGUCUGUUGUAUUGUCUAGUCUCGUAAUUACUAAGUGGACGCAAUGUCUUCAAAAUUACGAUUCAGGCUGAGAAUAUUUUAUUAUUGGUUGCUGCAAGAAACAUCUGGAGAGUGCUUAGAGCUGGAGUGUGCUACGGCAUUUCAUAGAUACAGUUUUAUUGGAUCCUUAUAAUUUGUCUGUUUCCUUUUCAUAAGGCAGGAAGGGCUAACAGGAGGCUUUUGGGGUCUUUUAAUUUAUUUUUUUUUAAGGUGAUUCUAGAUAUAAACUUCUUUAGCUAGUCUGAAGAUGUUUUUUUUUCUGUUGGCUGCUUGUUCAAUCUGAAGUAGAUAAUGUUCUGUUGAUAUGUCCGAAAAUGCUUGUGCUCCAGAUGGGUCAGUAUUAUCUCUUUCUGCUCCUAGGCAAAUUAAUAAAACAAAUUUAAAAAGUGCAGAGGAAAGCAGGCGGCUGGCUGAUUCAAAGGGAGAGGCUAUGUUUUUCAUCACCACCCUUUCAAAGCCUCUCUGAAUCAAAAGAACCAUUGGAUUGCGAAGGCAAGACCUAUGCCACACCAGAAGCUCCCAGUUCAGCAAUUUUCCCAGGGUAAAAUUAUAACUCAUGUUUCCUCAGCACAGGCUGUAACUGGCAGCGUUCCUUCUACUUCUAAGGGUGAAAUUGCUGGGGGGAGAAUAGACAUCUAAUGUGCCUCUGGAAGUUUUACAAUGGGUGUUAGCCUGGCUUUGUGAAAAGGUAGACGUUCUUCUGGAACAUGCCCAAGGGCAGGUGCUAUUCAAACUGUAGUGUAAAUUAACUUUAAAUAAGGUAGUGUGGGCUUAUUUCUGUUGGGGUUGUGAGUCAAAUUUGCAGAAAAGGCCCAUUUCUCAAAUUCUGACAGUUAAUGACAAUCUUCCAGUUAUCCCACUGAAGUCUGCAUUUUUAUGAGUCUUUAAAAUCUUCAGAUAUGACUGCAAUUCAAGAUGGUAAUCUUUAUUCAUGUACUGCUGAUAGGAUCUUAACUCGCAAACAAAACAGACAGAUUUUAGCAAUGCUUGUUUUUUGGUGUUGCUUCUCACCAGAAGAUUAUGGGACAAAUUACAAACUCAGUACAAGAAGAAUGUAACCAGUUGUUGUUGUUUGGUGUUUUUUUUCCCCCGCUCAAAUUUUGACAGCAUCUUUAAGGAGUUGUUUAACUUUGCAUUCAAAUGUACCAACAUGGUCCUGGCAAACAUAAGUUCUUUUCUUUUAAACCCAGGAGGGAGUGUUGUAUUUUUUUUCUGUUGUUGCUUUUUUUUUUUUCCUUGUGCUUUUAUUAUGUAAAGACUCUUACAAAAUAUGCAUAGAGUGCCUGCUAGAAGUGGAUGAAAGGCAACACUCGAGUGAGAAGUCUGACAAAAAUUAUGCUAUUAAUAUCAACAUCUCAAGCUGCGAGGUGUCCAACUGGGAGGAGUUAGAAGAUGGUUUCCAGUGUCUGGAGCUUCCCUUCCCCUUCCUACCUCCGUUCCUGAUCUGAAUCCCAUGUACACACGUGGGGUUAAGGUGGCUGUUGCAUGGUCGUCAUCAAGAGCAGGAGCUGAUGGCUGGGCUCUUCCCAAGGGCCGGGGAGAGCUGCUCAGGCAGCUGCCACCUCCAGGCAGGAGGUACUGGCCCUGGAUGAGGGCCCAGAGCAGGUAGGUAUCUCAUCUGCAAAGGCACUGCACCUCCUGCGGAAGGGAUGAAGUGGUCCAAGGUGUUUGGAUCAAUGCUGCCGCUGGACAACUGAAGCCUUGUGCGGAGGAGAAUGGGUCUGUCACCUCCAUCCUUCGCCAAAAGGUGAAGCUCCCUUCGUGUGCUUGCUGUGGUACGGAGGGCAAGAGAAUUCAGCUCCUCUCUGCUACCUGAGCUUCGAUAGAGGAAAGAGAAGAAGAAAAGUGACCUAUUUUCCAGGCUUAAAGGGAAGUGAAUGAAACUGUCCUGGGGGCAGCAGAAGCAAAGGCUUUUGUAUCAGCUGUAGUGUUGUGGGCAGGGCUGCCAGGCUGCUAAACGCUCUCAGGCCUGCAAGCUUCUUUCCCAGGGACUGCUCAUCGUCGUGUGUUUCCUCUUAAAAAAUAAAAAUAACUACAUAAAGGUGUC